Molecule: messenger RNA, 960 nt
Organism: Megalobrama amblycephala (Wuchang bream)
Lineage: Eukaryota; Metazoa; Chordata; Actinopteri; Cypriniformes; Xenocyprididae
Gene: tppp2
Product: tubulin polymerization-promoting protein family member 2
Exons: 4
Coding region: 159-704 (181 amino acids)
Biological process (GO): microtubule bundle formation; microtubule polymerization; positive regulation of protein polymerization
Cellular component (GO): microtubule
Molecular function (GO): tubulin binding
Source: RefSeq, a predicted model, not a curated record
AGGAGGAGGGACAGAAGGUUGAAAGUGAAGGAGUACUUAGUCAGUUGAGUAAAAAAAGAGGACAAUAUGAAGAAAAGGGUCAAACAGGCAGAGACAAUUUAAAUAGCGGGAAGACAAGAGGACAUGUGGCAGAAAGAGAGAGAGAAGAAUCUGACAGCAUGGCUGAGGGUUCAGGUGAGGUGUCCCUGGCAGAGCUGGAGACAGCAUUUCGUAAAUUUGCAGUUUAUGGAGACACCAAAGCAACAGGGAAUGAGAUGAAUGGGAAAAACUUUGUUAAGCUGUGUAAGGACUGCAAGGUCAUUGAUGGGAAAAAUGUCACCAGCACGGACGUGGACAUCGUCUUCAGCAAAGUCAAGGUUAAAUCAGCACGUGUCAUCACAUUUGAGCAGUUCACUCAAGCCAUGGCCGAGUUGGCUACAAAACGCUUUAAAGGGAAGAGCCAGGAAGAGGCAGUGCAGCUUCUCUACGGUCUCAUUGCCGGCAAAGAACCUGCCAACUUUGGUGUCACUAAAGUGGCAAAAGCCUCUGCUGUGGACAGGCUAACAGACAGCAGUAAGUUCACCGGUUCUCAUAAGGAGCGUUUUGAUGCGUCUGGAAAAGGAAAAGGCCGUGUUGGGAGGGAAGACAUCCCUGACACCAGUGGAUACGUCUCGACAUACAAAGGCCAAGGCACCUAUGACAGCAAAAUAAAAGAGGACAAAUGAGAGAGGAAAGGACGAAUAAUGUGCAUGUCUGAAGUCUUCCUGGUUUUAUUUCAGCAGUCAUGGCUUGCCUGCAAAAACAAACCCCUGGCUAAAACUUUGCACGGAUACCUGUCUUUAUGACUUUUAUAUCAGUGAGUAAUUCAAAAUUAAUAGUGUGCUGCCGUUAUAAAUCACAAAUACACUUUGGUGAUGCUUGUGUUUGUUUUGAGACCGGUUCUUCUUACUACCAUGUAGCAACCUGUCUGUCCGUUCCUGC